AUGGCUGAGGAGCACCAGAAGCCCGAGGCUGCUGCUGUUGCAGAAGCACCAGCAACUUACAGUGAGGAAGUUGUGGUGGUGGCUGAUGCGCCGCCUGCCGAGAAGGCUGUACCCGAGAAAGAAGGUCCUCCGGAGGCCGAGGCUGAGGCGGUAGCCGAGAAGCCUGUGGCUGAGGAGAAGGCCCCCAAGGCUGCUGAGGAGGAUCAGAAAAUCAUCGCUCAGUCGGUUUCUUUCAAGGAGGAGAGCUAUGUUGUUGGUGAGCUUCCCGAGCCGCAAAAGAAGGCUCUUGAGGAGCUCAAGCAACUCAUCCAGGAGGCCCUCAACAAGCACGAGUUCACUGCUCCGCCCACUCCCCCGCCGGCCAAGGAGGAAGAGAAGCCUGCACCGCCUGAGGAGAAGAAGGCCGAAGAAGAACCCAAAGCUGAAGUUGCUGCUGCUGAAGAACCAAAAACAGCAGAAGCAGCAAAAGAAGCCAAAGAAGAAGAGAAGCCCAAAGAGGAAGCCAAAGAAGAAGACAAGCCCAAAGUGGAAGAAGAAGAGAAGCCAACAGAGACUGUGGCUGUGGUUGUGACAGAGGAGGUUGUGGAGACUGUUGACGAUGACGGCGCAAAGACCGUAGAGGCCAUCAAAGAGACCAUAGUGGAAGUUGCCUCUGCUUCUGCAGCAGAGGAGGCUGCAGCCGAGCCUAAACCAGAAUCCGAGGUGGCAGCGGAGGCUUGUGCUGCUGCUGCUCCGGCCCCGGAGGAGCCGAAGACGGAAGAGGAAGCCCCCGCCGCACCUCCUCCGCCGCCGGAGGAGGUGCAUAUCUGGGGAAUUCCGCUCCUCAGUGACGAGCGGAGCGACGUCGUUCUGCUAAAGUUCCUGAGAGCCAGGGACUUCAAGGUGAAGGACGCGUUCGCCAUGAUCAAGAACAGCGUGCGGUGGAGGAAGGAGUUUGGCAUCGACGCCCUUCUGGAGGAGGAUCUUGGAAGCCAUUGGGACAAGGUGGUUUUCACCCAUGGAGUUGACAAGGAAGGCCACUCUGUCUGCUACAACGUUUUUGGGCAGUUUCAGAACAAGGAGCUCUACCAGAACACCUUCACAGAUGAAGAGAAGAGGUCAAAGUUCAUCAAGUGGAGGAUCCAGUUCUUGGAGAAGAGCAUCAGAAAGUUUGACUUCAACCCUACUGGGAUUUCGACAAUUGUUCAGGUCAAUGAUCUCAAGAACUUCCCUGGUUUCUUCAAGUGGGAGCACAACCAGGUCACCAACCAGGCCCUUCAAUUGCUUCAGGAUAACUACCCUGAGUUUGUAGCCAAACAGGUGUUCAUCAAUGUCCCAUGGUGGUAUCUUGCUUUCAACAGGAUGAUCAGCCCCUUCCUCACCCAGAGGACCAAGAGCAAGUUUGUGUUUGCUGGUCCUUCCAAGUCUGCUGAGACCCUUUUCAAAUAUAUUGCUCCUGAGCAUGUACCAGUUCAGUAUGGUGGGCUAAGCAGGGAGGGUGAGCAUGAAUUCACCACAUCUGAUCCUGUCACUGAGAUCACAGUUAAGCCAGCCACAAAGCACACAGUUGAAAUCCCAGUCUCUGAGAAUGGUCUUCUGGUUUGGGAAGUGAGAGUGGUGGGAUGGGAUGUGAGCUAUGGAGCCGAAUUUGUGCCGUCCGCGGAGGACGGGUACACCAUAAUAUUGCAGAAGACCAGGAAGGUUGCUCCAGCUGACGAGCCAGUGAUCUCAAACAGCUACAAGAUUGGGGAGGCAGGCAAGGUGGUGCUCACCAUUGAUAACCAAAGUUCCAAGAAAAAGAAGCUCCUCUACAGGUCCAAGACCAAGCCUUGCUCCGAUUGA
Messenger RNA from Prunus armeniaca (apricot), 1821 nucleotides. Lineage: Eukaryota; Viridiplantae; Streptophyta; Magnoliopsida; Rosales; Rosaceae. The record is from the annotation of a GenBank genome assembly.